Messenger RNA from Diorhabda carinulata, 3486 nucleotides. RefSeq names its product zinc finger MYM-type protein 1-like. Gene Ontology annotation, molecular function: protein dimerization activity. The record is from RefSeq and is a predicted model, not a curated record. Lineage: Eukaryota; Metazoa; Arthropoda; Insecta; Coleoptera; Chrysomelidae. The transcript is spliced from 4 exons. Bases 134 to 2470 code for a protein of 778 amino acids.
AUCCAGGCCAUGUAGGCUAUGAUAUAGAAAUAUUAGAAGAAGAAUGAAGUAUAUAUUUCAAUGUUUACUAGUUAUUUGCUUUAAUAUCUUGUUCAAAUAACAUUUAUUUUAAUUAUAUUUCUAUAUAAUUGAUAUGGAACAAAAAGUCGUUAAGGAAGAAAUUGAUAUAAACGACGAUUUUGUUUGGAGUAUGGACAUCAAACAAGAAACAAGGGAGGAAGAACCUACAACUUUUCAAAAUGUAAUUAAUGAAAGUGUUCUUCCUUUAAAACAAGAAAUUCAACCAUGUGCACAUGAAAUAAGUGCUUGUGAAUGUAAUCAUCGAUGUCAAAUCGGUAAUUUCCAUAAAAUGACGGACAUUAGUGUACAAUAUUUGAAGACAAUCAAUUUUUCCUCACUUUCUGUAGAAGAAAAAAUAAAAAUUAAAAGUAUUGGGCGUCCGAAACCAGGUGUAUUGAUUACGAAUGUAACUAAAUGUAAAAGUCGUGAAUAUAAACGUACAUUUAAAACAGAAACUUAUGAAAAAACUGACUGGUUGUGCGGGUGUGAUGUGAGUAAUAGCCUCUACUGCUUUCCGUGUUUAUUAUUCGGAAGCGAUGAGACGUCAGAAUGGAUAAAAUCUGGCGUUAGAGAUCUCAUACAUUUAUCAGAAAAAAUUAAAAAACAUCAAAAUUCUAAAUCCCAUUUAUCUGCUAAAUUAGAAUAUAAUUUAUUAGGUAAACAAGAUAUUCGUCAACAAUUGAAUAGUGCAUAUAGAUCAAGCAUUCAAAAACAUAACGACCAAGUGAAAAAUAAUAGGUAUGUCUUAUCUAAAAUUAUAAACUGUAUAAAAUUUUGUGGUGCAUUUGAGCUUGCUCUCCGUGGACAUGAUGAACAGGAAGAUUCUGUGAAUCCUGGCAUAUUUAGAGGACUUAUAAAUUUUUCUGGAGAACUGGAUUUAGCACUGAGGGAUCAUUUGCAGCAAGCUACAGUGUUUAAAGGUACAGCAAAAGAUAUUCAAAAUGAUUUAUUGGAGUGCAUGCUUUCUGUGUGUCAAGCACAUAUCAAAAAAGAAAUUGCCGAAUCAAAAUUUGUAUCCAUUAUGAGUGACGAAACAAGUGGUAUUUCCAAUGUUUUCCAAAUGGUUAUAAUUUACCGUUAUACUUUACCAAAUGGCAGUCCCAUUGAGAGAUUUUGGACUUUUGUAAAACCAAAUGAAUAUGAUGCUGUUGCCUUAGUUAAUUGCAUUGAAGAAGCAUUAAAUUAUGUUUUAAGAAAUCCCGAUCAGUUGAUUUCCCAAAGUUAUGAUGGAGCAAGUGUUAUGAGUGGUGUUCAAAAACUUAUUAAAGAUAAAUUUAAAUAUGCCCAUUAUAUUCAUUGCUAUGCUCACCAAUUAAACUUGAUUAUGUCUCAGGCAACAAGCAUAAAUAUGAAUGCACGUAUCUUUUUUGCUGAACUGACUGGCAUUACCAAUUUUUUUUCCAACUCUCCAGAAAAAGUUGCCAUAUUGGAUGAAGUGGUUGGAAAUAGAGCAUCUACUAGCAGAUGGAAUUUCAAAAUUAGAACAGUUGUUAAUAUUGUAUAUGAAAACCGAGAUUCUCUUAUACUCUGUUUGGAAAAAAUACAAUCGAUUUCUAGACAAUCUGAUACCAUCACAAAGGCAGGCGCACUUUUAAGAUUAUUGUAUGAUCCAAAGUUUAUUUUUUGGUUGUCAGUUUUUCAUCGUAUAAUACCCCACGUCAAUAUUUUAUAUUCACAGCUGCAAAAAGAAGCUACUGAUUCGGUAACUGUAAAAAAAUGCAUUACUGAGUUUGAGCAAAAUAUUCAGAAAGAACGAUGUAAUUUACAUACUAUUGAAACUGAGUUAGUAAACAUUGAUGGCAGACAAGCUAGAAAAAGAAAAAAGCCAGAUGAGAAACAUUCUUAUGUUACUAUGGUUGGGCAAGCUAAGGAGGUAUGUGACACUAUAAUUGCAGAAAUCAAACAAAGAUUUUCAUUUACUGGCCAUUUGGAAAUAGCGCACUUAUUUUCAGUGGAAAAUUUUAAUACAUUUUCAAAGAAUUUUCCUGUAAUACACCUAAAUUCAGCAAUUAUGAAUUUUCCUUUUUUGAACAAAGAUAAAUUGAAGACCGAACUGGAAAUAAUAUACAGAACAUCAGAUUUUAGAGAAGUUUCAGGAGCAGUCCAUCUACUUAAAUUUUUAAUUGAAAAUAAUUUGCAAGGAGAUUUUUCAGAGACAUUUUCAGUGCUACAAGCAAUUGUUACAAUGCCCAUGACAACUGCAGAAGCAGAACGUUGUUUCUCCACAUUAAAACGAAUAAAAACUUUUCUUAGAAGUACAAUGGGUGAAAAUAGGUUAACUGCUCUCGCAAUGUUAUCCAUUGAGAAACAAAUGAUUCAAGAGAUCCCGAAUUUUAAUGACUUGGUUAUUGAUAAAUUUAUCUUGAAAAGGGACAGACAUAUUGAUUUUGAAUUCAAAACGUGUUUGUGAAGUAUAAAAACCAUCCCUGUAUCUACAAAGCCAAUUUUAUGACCAGAUCAAGUACUCAUAAUCAGGUUUGGUAGGGUAUAAAGGAUAUUUUUGAGCAAGGUCAUUUGGCAUUCAAUUUUUUUCACCCCAAUGUAUUGAACCAUGCACAAUUAAAGAAUUUACGAUUGUAUAUAAAAUAAAGAAUUGGAACUCCUAUAAGAUUAAUAUACACAAUUCUGGAAAUAAAUUGGAAAGUUUGAUAGUUGGACUUGAAAUGCGAACUAAAAAGGUUCCCUAAUUGCCAUGAAUGUUUGGGUUCUACCUGCACUCAACUCAACUAACUGAUACUAUCUCUAAGGAUCAUUUUUUUGGGGUUGAAAAGUAUGAAGAGGAUAUUAGUCCAAGCUGCAUUCCAACAAUAUUUCCUCCUGUAUAUAAAAGACCGAAUAUUAAUGAAAAGACAUCAAAAAACAGGCUAAGAAUAGUUGAAAGAUCAUAUUACUAUAAAGACCACUGACACUAAAAUAAUUCCACAGCGUGCUGAUAUUAUUGUGAGUUCUGUAACUGAUGUCAUAGACCAAUGUGAACAAGCUGAUGAAGGAUGCCAAGUAGAUUUUCUACCAAAUUCCAAUCAAAUUGGAAAAACAUUUACCUGCAGUAGAUAUAUGUAUGUGGAUGAUAACAGAAGUGAUGCUGAGAUUCAGACAGAAAUAAUAGAAGCGAAAACUCAAAUUAUUAUCAAUCGGAAGAAGUACAAGGACAAAGCAUGUAAUACGACAAUUAGAGAUUUUAAUACCCAAUCAAGUGAAACAACAGAUAACAUUUUAUAGGCGUUGGAUAAAUUACUAGAAAAAAAGUUAUUCUUUAUAAAAACUUCUGCAUGGUCCAAAAUCUGAAAUUCAAUCAUCAGAUGUUAAAUUUUUUCAGUCGUAUACGAAGUUUGUCAAAAAAUCUGAUUUUUGCUUUCUUUUUGACAAUAUCGAAAAUUGUUAUAAAGAAAAGAUGUUUAGAAUUAAAAAUAGCUUUCAAAUAUUCAA